Molecule: messenger RNA, 522 nt
Organism: Trichobilharzia regenti
Lineage: Eukaryota; Metazoa; Platyhelminthes; Trematoda; Strigeidida; Schistosomatidae
Source: the annotation of a GenBank genome assembly
AUGGAGCUAAGUAACCUGGGAAAAUUUCCUCUUAAUGGUUCUCCGCGGGAGAUUGCUGAUUAUUUGGAAUGCUUCGAUGCGUGGUGCAUUUCCAAGAAUGUUCGGGAUGAUAAAAUUCCAGCAUAUUUCAUCACUGCGAUUGGGCUAGAUGCGUAUAGCCUAUUAAAGACUUUGUCAUUUCCAGAUAAACCUAUUUCUCUGCCAUAUGCUAAGCUCCGCGAAAUUCUUAUAGAUCAUUUCCAUGUAACUACUUUUGAGACCAGAGAGAGGGCUCACUUCAACAAACUGGUACGUUCUCCCAACCAGAAGAUUCCAGAAUUUAUUCUUCAACUCCAAAUACAAGCUUCAAAGUGUAAUUUUGGAGAUCAGCUGCAUACUCAACUACGUGAUCGUCUAAUUGCUGGAAUCAAUAUUCCUAAGUUGGAGAAAGAGUUAAUUCAGAUUCCUUUUUGUACCUUUCAAAAUGCUAAAGAUCUAUGCAUUACAUAUGAAGAUGUCAACAGUGAAUACUCUGCUCCUACU